Drosophila busckii is the source of this 747-nucleotide messenger RNA. It is a transcript of the gene Csas, whose product is annotated as N-acylneuraminate cytidylyltransferase A. Lineage: Eukaryota; Metazoa; Arthropoda; Insecta; Diptera; Drosophilidae. The transcript has 6 exons. The coding region runs from base 1 to 747 and encodes 248 amino acids. The record is from RefSeq and is a predicted model, not a curated record. Gene Ontology annotation, molecular function: N-acylneuraminate cytidylyltransferase activity.
AUGUCCAACAACGAGAAUUGUGAUAACCCGACAUCAGAAGCAGCGCUGCAGCGGCGCGCCAACAUCGCUCCCACGGUCGUCUACGAUUUCACGAACUUCGCCGGACGCGCGGUGCAACAUGACUCCGUCCAGCUGCACAUUCUUCGCAGAACUGGCGGAGCAGCGCUGCAGCGGCGCGCCAACAUCGCUCCCACGGUCGUCUACGAUUUCACGAACUUCGCCGGACGCGCGGUGCAACAUGACUCCGUCCAGCUGCACAUUCUUUCGCAGAACUGGCGGAAUGGAGCUAUAGUACACCAUCGGCCCGCUGAGUAUGCCAUGGAUAACACGUCAUCAGUCGAUGCGGUCGAUGAAUUUCUAAAAAAACAUGAAAUAAUACAAAGCUUCGCAUUAUUUCAAUGCACGUCUAUUUUUUUGAAGGAAAAAUAUAUAGUCGAAGCUGUAAAAAAAUUUAAUUCACAUGACUGUGUGUUUGCAGUAAAAAGAUCAUUUAAUCUACGAUGGGAUUUUGUAAAUAAUAAAUUGUUGCCUGUUAAUUUUAAUAUAAAAUAUAGACCAAGACGGCAGGAUUGGAAUGGUGACAUUGUAGAAACAGGAAUGUUUUAUUUUUCCAGAAAAAGCUUGGUAAUGGAUGGAAUACUUCAAAAUGAUAAGUGUGCUAUCGUAGAAAUACCAUCGGAAGAUUCAUUGGAGAUUGACUCACCCCUCGAUCUGAUCGUUGCACGAUGUAUUGUUACUAAAAAAUGA